Messenger RNA from Vitrella brassicaformis, 4772 nucleotides. The record is from the annotation of a GenBank genome assembly. NCBI's taxonomy places the organism in Eukaryota, Vitrellaceae.
AUCCAUCCAUCCAUCCAUCGACUGACUGCAGCACAACACACUCCAUCCGCCCACCCACCUCCCGCUUUGGGGAGGCAAUAGGGAAUUAUUAUUGAUUUCGCGAGCCAACACAACACAACACACCAACCAGCAGCACAUCUAUCUGAUCUGCACCUACACCCAUCCAUCGCAUGCCUCCGAUCACAGUGACACCGCGGCCCAGACCAGACCAGCCCACCCCGGUCACUCUACUUCGUGUCCCUUCUUCUUACUUACAUGCCCCAGAUAGAUAAACUGACACAACCAACCAACCAACCAACCAACACACGCCCAGCUAACCUAUGGGAAAAACCAGCAGCAUCGAUCGCAUCCUGCCUGCCUGGUGUCUCGUCUAGACUACUGUCCACCCCCAGCCACGCCCACAGAGACGGACGACAUGACGUGCCUACACACAGGAAUCUACCUACUACGUCGGCUGCUUGAGCUCACUGACGGCAGUCACGCUACUGCUGCCCAUGGCGGCCUUGGCGGGAGCUAGACCGCCACCGCUGCCGCUGCGCUUCGACCGCCGGUGGCUGUGGGGUUUCAGCCUCACCAAGGCAUUCACGCUCCUCCCUGCCGCAUCCGUUGUCGACGAUGGGGCCUCUCCCCCGUCAGCCGAGGGAGCCGUGGGCAGCGGUAAGUUGGGGUUGAUGAUCGUGGGGCCGCUGACAGACGAUGCCGUGAGAGACAGGGGAGGGGAACUGAGGGCUCUGGACCGACGGCGCUGCUCCCUGUCCACUCGUCUCUGUGUGGGGGUCAUGGACUCGCCCCCACUCUCCACGCCACUCCCUCGGCUGCUGCUCUUAACGCGCGCGUGAUGUGGCCGCAUGGGCGGGAUGAGCCCUGGAGAGAGCGACCGAGGGCUGCUCGAGGGGGCCCUAGGCGGUUUCACUGCUGCUGCCGCUGUGGCCGAUUCCUGCUGGCCUCUCUGCCUCAGCUGGUCCCUGGUGCCGCUGCCGCCCGUAGUGUUGCUCAUGCAGUCGUCAGCCAGCGGAGGGGCCGAGACAUCUCCGUCACACAUGACAGUGGGUGGCAUCAUCCGCGACGAGGGAGAGGGCGACGACCGGGUGGUCAUGGCGUCGCCCUUGUCAUUGACAGGGAUCAUCUCUUCGAGGCACAGGACGACCUUGCGCGAUGCAGUGCGGGGGUGUAGCGCGGGCGAGGGAGGUGUGGGGGUGGAUGGGGGGGUUGGCGGGUCGUCAGGGUCUUCGGUGACAAAUUGGGAUGGCUCCGCGAGAGUGGCCACUGAUGUCGUGCUGGCGGGGGACACCAUGUCGUCACACGCCGUCGUGUUGGAGUGAGAGUCCUCGCCCCCCCCUGACCCUCCAGCAUUGCCACUGCCAUUGCCGUUUUCUUCCUUUGCCGGUCCCUCCGUGUGUUGCUCAUUCGCGGCCAGCAUCAUGCCCAUGGCCCCCUCUCCCUCGGUGCCAAAAGUGGGGGUGGGCAUCUCACUCGGCGUGUGGGGGGAGGACGCGCCCCCGUUGGUGUAGUAGUACGCCCCACAGUGGCGGGCAUAUCUGCCCAGCUCGGUCGUGAUGCCGUCGCCCUCCCUGAUGCUCUUGGACGACGCAGAGGCGGAGAGCAGGGUCCUCUGCGCGUCGUCUGCCGCUGUGGCAGCGGCCUUCUUGGCCCUGCAGCGGCGGAUGAUCACGACGAUAGCGAUGAUCAUGACGGCGAGGAGGCCCUCGCCGCUCAGCAGCACCCACACCCAUGCUGGGAUGGACGAGGACUCGUGCUGGGCGUGGGUAUCGUCUCCUGUUUUGCCGCUCUUGUCGGCGUCAUGGUGGUCGGUGAGCAUGUCCGCUGACGCGAAAGGCGGGUGGGCGGAGUCGAUUUCGAAGAGCGACUGCUGGUGCAGUGCUGAGAGAGGCGACUGGACUGCCGACCUCCAUUGCUGCGUGAUCGAGGGAAGCCGGAUGGCCUCGAUGCGGUCCAGUACCACACUGACACGAAAAAAGAGGGAGGCAAAACAAGCGUUGUGAGGAUGGAUGGCAUGUUGUGGGGCUUCCAUCCAUCCAUACCGUAUAACAACGAUGACAGAUCCUUGUCUGAAGGCUUCGACGGUCACCGCCCGCGGCGAGACGUCCAGGGUGCGAGCCACAAGACCCACCAGCUGACGACUGAUGCUCUCGCGCAACGAAUCACUCUGCAGACAAAUCCCACACAGGGUGAUUCAUGAGUGCACAUGUGUUUAUGAGGCCAUCUUCCCCUCCUUCUAACCUUGAUGACUUUGCUGUACUCGUAGUUGGUCAGCCUGAGGCUGAGCAGGUGUGUCUCGCCCACCAUCUCCCCUGCACUUCCACCCACCUCCCCAGUGAAGACAUGGGGGUCCUCCCUGGCCAAGGCGGCCGACCCACCGGCAAUGAUGAUCUCCUUCGGCAGUGACGUCACGGGCGUUGCCGUCGGCUUGCUCCACCGACCGUCGGGCGCACGAGAUGGUGCGUUGUUGUGGGGAUGGUCAUGCUGGUCCUCCUCUGACCGGUUCCUCGCACUAGUGUUCUCUGUCUUGGCUUCCUCCGUUUUGUUGCUGUCGUCCUGUGAGCCCUGCUGCUGCUGCUGCUGCUGGUCCACAGACAGGAUGAAAGGUCUCUCUGCAGACGCGCUGCCCUCUGCGUCGUCGCCAGGGGUGAGUGCCGGGGAUGGCGAGAGGAAGUCCCUCCCCUCUUGUGUGUCGUUGCCGCUUGCCUCAGCAGGGACAGGAGUGGUGGGCGCCAGGGUGAGGGGGACUGGGCUGGUGGCUUUGGGUGGUGGAGAAGGAGGAGGUGUGUCCCGCGGCUCUGGGGGCGGCAGCAGGUCUUUCGCAGAAGCAAUGACGACCCCUGUGCUCUCGGCCUCCUGUGCGUUGGUCUCCUCGCCUUCACUCACAGCAGGGGGAGGGGUCGUCGGGAUCUCUGCCUGCGUCGCCGCCUCAUGUUCAUCUUGCUCUCGGUCUUCUCGCUUUGGCUUCUGCUCUUUCGUCGAUGCGGUGGGCUCCUCCUGCUGCUGGCCGUCGUGGUGGGGGAGGUCUCCUCUGCCGUCAUCAUCUUCUUUUGGACGCAUCUCUGUCUUCUCAGCCGCAGCCGCCUCUGUGCCCUCCUUCGUCUUCUCGGCGAGCCGUUCUUCUCUCUCUUUCUCUCUCCGCGAGCGGCGGCUGGCCCUUGCCUCUGCCUGGAUGGAGGGAAAGGUGGAGGUGUCGGAGCCGUCGCCACGUGCCGCCUGGAUCUGCAAGAUGGCGUCCUCCUCCUCCUCAGCAGCAGCAGGCUGCGGAGUGGUCGCUGCUGCUGCAGGCCUAUUGGCUGACGUCUUGUCGGCCUUGCUGUCCUUGUCGUCUUUGUUCUGCGCUCGUUCCGCCUCUUCUGCCAGCCUGGCCGCCUCCUCUUGUCGCUCUUCCUGCUCCUCCUUUUUCUUCUCUCUUUUUUCCUUUUUCUUGGCGGCGUAGCUGCCCUCGGUGUGGGGAACGGGCAUCGAUGGCUGGGUGGUGUUGCGGGGGGCCGUGGUGGGGGUGGGCGGAAUCACCUGCACGGACGACUCCUGCGUCCGAGGGGCGGGGUCUGAUGGAUGGACGGACACAUACACACACACACACACACGUGGAGCGGAGCGUGCGUGUACUGUACGUGGCGGGGCGGGGCGGGAGUGUUCAUGCGUUGUGGAUGUGUGUGUGUGUGUGUGGUCACCCGUCGUGAGAGGCAGCAGUGCCACAGCUUCCUUCCUCCUCUCGUCGACCAUGUCCUCCCCACUGCCCCAGAUGAAGAGCCCCGCCUGCCCGCCCUCGACCACCACAUUCUCCGCCCGAAACACAGCAUGGUUGCCGUCGAACGUCCCCGCGUUGGCAUGCCACCUCUUGGCGUUGAGCUUCUUCUUGCUGAAAGUGUCCUCGUACAGCGACUCGUACGCGAAGCGCAGCGGCAGGAACUUCCACACGCGGGCGUAGUUGAUGACCGACGCGGCAGCGAGGGAGGCAUGAGAUGAUGGGGGUGUGAAUGUGCCGGCGUAUGUGGCGAGGGAGGGCGAGACGGGCCAGGUGGCGAUGCGCAGGUGCAUGGGUGUGUCGAAGUGCUUGGCCACGCUCAUGCCCUCCCGGCGAAUGAGCUGCCCGUCGACGUAGAACUCAAUGGCGUCGUUCAUCCACUCGAUGGCGAACCAGUGGAACGGCGACAGGAAGAACUCACCGGAGCCGUCGGAGCUCUCAGUGACCAUCCCAUUGUAAUACUCGCUGUAGUAACUCUCCUCCCGCGCCCCAAGAGCCUUGGCGCCCGACUUGUCGCGCCUGCCGGCCAGCACUGUCGGCCGCGAGCUGUCCUCGAGGGAUGGCGGAGGUGGCGGUGUCGGGAGCGGCAGCGGGUAGAUGGCAUCCUUCCUUUUGGAGCCGUAGAUGACAUUGGUCUGGAUGAACGGCCGGUUGGUGUCCCUGUUCAUGACCUCCAUGCUGAUCUCCCGCCAUUCGUCGCGGCCGUCCCGCCCGUUGGAUGGGUCGGCGAGGUAGACGGCCGUGAUGACUCCGGGAGAGUCAGACGGCUUCAGCUGGCACUCAAACCGCCCGUACCUGAAGGCAUCCUGCGACUGGAUCUCCGCCGCUGUGAAGGGUUUCUCCGACACCGGCCGCGUCUUGGGUGCCCCAUGGCCUGAGAGGGCUGCGAGAAGCCACACGAGUGCUGACCAGACAAACGGCCGAAAAACGGUACUAUGCUGGGGGGACAUGUCCGCUGGCCGCGAUGGAGCCGCGCAAGGCUCCACGUACCCUCAAGCCAUCGUCUUCACGCCCAAAAUCG